AGAAAAAAAGAAAAAAGUUGAAAGGUAAGUAGUAGUGGAGAAAAGAUGAAUUAGAUGCUGAAACUUAACAGUGUAAAGAUUUUCUCAUCACUCAUUGAAAAUACUAUAACACAAACAAUACAUCAAAAGGAUUGGUUUGUCCUUCUGUUCUUCAAUGGCUUUAUAUUCUCAUUUCCUGGUUUUUUAUUUUUUCUUUCUCUCUUCUGUUCUUUGCCAAGUUACAGAGUUCAUCAGCAUAGACUGUGGAAGCACAAGUAACUACACAGACCCAAGAACUGGGCUGCAAUGGAUUUCAGACAAUGGAAUCAUGAACUAUGGGAAAUCAGUAGAAGUGAAAAAUCCAGAUGGAAAGUUUGUGCAGUAUCAGAGACGCAGAGACUUUUCUAUAGACAACAAGAAGUACUGUUACAAUUUAAGCACCAAAGAGAGAAGAAGGUAUAUUGUUCGUGCAACGUUUCAAUAUGGAAGCUUAGAAAAUGAAGAUUCAUUCCCCAAAUUUGAACUCUACUUGGAUGCAACUAAGUGGUCAACUGUGACAAUUUUGGAGGAUUCAAGAGUGUAUGUUAAGGAAAUGAUUAUCAGGGCUCCCUCGAGUUCUAUCGAUGUGUGCAUCUGCUGUGCUACAACUGGUUCUCCCUUCAUAUCCACAGUCGAGCUGCGGCCUCUGAAUCUUUCUAUGUAUGCAACUGAUUUUGAGGAUAGUUUCUUCUUAAAGUUAGCAGCUAGAGUAAAUUUUGGUGCUCCAACUGAAGAUGCCUUAAGGUACCCAGAUGAUCCCUAUGACAGAAUAUGGGACUCAGAUCUCAUUAAAAGGCAAAAUUUUCUUGUGGGGGUGGCCCCUGGCACAGUUAGAAUCAACACGUCAGAGAAUAUAGAUAUUCAGACAAGAGAGUACCCUCCUGUCAAAGUAAUGCAAACAGCUGUUGUUGGCAAAGAAGGAACACUUAGCUAUAGAUUGAACCUUGAAGAUUUCCCUGCAAAUGCUAGAGCAUAUGCAUAUUUUGCUGAGAUUGAAGACUUAGGAGCAAAUGAGACGCGAAAAUUCAAACUGAUGAUGAAUCCUUACAUGUCUGACUAUAGCAAUGCAGUGGUAAAUAUUGCAGAAAAUGCAAAUGGGAGCUACAGACUUUAUGAACCCAGCUACAUGAAUGUGAGUCUAGAUUUUGUUCUGUCAUUUUCAUUUGUUAAGACCCGUGAUUCCACACAAGGACCGCUCCUAAAUGCAAUUGAGAUUAGUAAAUACCUGAAGAUUGGAUCAAAGACUGAUGAUCAGGAUGUGGCUGUUCUAGAUGUCUUUCGUUCCAUGUCUACCAGAAGUUCUUGGACAAAUGAAGGAGGUGAUCCGUGUGUUCCAGCUCAGUGGGAAUGGGUGAAUUGUUCCUCAACUACACCACCAAGAAUCACAAAAAUUGAACUGUCAGGAAAAAAAUUGGAAGGGGAAAUCCCACCUGAGAUCAACAGCAUGGAGGAAUUGACAGAAUUGUGGUUGGAUGGUAACUUCCUUACGGGAUCACUACCAGAUAUAAGCCAUCUUGUUAAUUUGAAAGUUGUGCAUCUGGAGAACAACAAGCUAUCUGGUUCAUUACCUAAGUAUCUUGGUAGUUUACCAACCUUAAGGGAAUUAUACAUACAGAACAACUCUUUUAGCGGGCAAAUACCUCCAGCACUUUUGACUGGGAAAGUAAUCAUUAACUACGAAAAUAAUCCUGGACUACACAAAGAUGCAGCAAAAAAGUUGCAUUAUAAGUUGAUACUCGGAACUUCAAUUAGCGUACUUGCAGUUCUGCUAGUUUUGCUAUUAGGAAGUUUGAUAUAUUUACGCAAUCUGCAAAGGAAGACAUCACAUCAGAAAAGCAAUGGCCAAGGUAUGCAUAGCUCAGUUUUACUUGUUACACUGCAGACUCUUCUGCAUUCUGCUUAUGUUGUUGUGUUCCCAGGUAGCUCUUUACUCACCAGUACAAAACCUUCAACUGCUUAUUCAAUUGGUCGGGGUUGGCAUCUUGUGGAUGAUGGUGUUUCAUACUAUAUUUCAUUCUCUGAACUUGAAGAAGCUACAAACAAUUUUUCCAAGAAAAUCGGAAAAGGGAGUUUUGGGACUGUUUACUAUGGCCAAAUGAAAGAUGGGAAAGAAGUGGCUGUCAAGAUAAUGGCUGAUUCAUCUAGCCAUCUAACACAUCAGUUUGUGACAGAGGUCGCCCUCUUGUCAAGAAUUCAUCACAGGAACUUAGUUCCUUUAAUCGGAUUCUGCGAAGAGGGACAUCAACGCAUUCUGGUUUAUGAAUACAUGCACAAUGGAACUUUGCGGGAUCACAUUCAUGGUUCAGACAACCAGAAACGCUUGGAUUGGCUAACUCGACUACAGAUUGCUGAAGAUGCUGCAAAGGGCCUCGAAUACUUGCAUACCGGCUGCAACCCCAGUAUUAUACACCGAGAUGUGAAAACAAGCAACAUUCUUUUAGACAUCAAUAUGAGAGCAAAAGUGUCAGAUUUUGGACUUUCAAGACAAGCUGAAGAUGAUUUAACCCAUAUAUCAAGCGUGGCUAGAGGCACAGUUGGUUACCUUGAUCCUGAGUAUUAUGCAAAUCAGCAAUUGACAGAAAAGAGUGAUGUCUACAGUUUUGGAGUUGUUCUCCUGGAACUGAUCUCUGGAAAAAAGCCUGUCUCAACAGAAGAUUUUGGUGCUGAAAUGAACAUUGUUCACUGGGCAAGGGCCUUGAUUCGUAAAGGGGAUGUUGCAAGCAUUGUGGAUAAUGUCUUGAUAGAGAAUGCAAAAAUUGAAUCAAUCUGGAGGAUUGCUGAAGUUGCCAUCCAAUGUGUGCAACAAAGAGCGGUUUCAAGACCAAGGAUGCAAGAAGUGAUCUUGGCAAUACAAGAAGCUAGCAAGAUAGAGAAAGGAAGUGAUGGAAACCAAAAAAUUUAUGGCAGUGGUAGCUCCAGGGGACAAUCUUCAAGAAAAACAUUACUCACAAGUUUCCUUGAGAUUGAGAGCCCUGAUUUGUCAAAUGGUUGCCUUGUCCCAGCUGCCAGAUAAAUUUUUCUUCCACUCUCAGGCCUGAUUUAUCCUGUAUUUUAAAUUAAUAUAAUGCCAUACUUCAAUUAUGAUGAGCUUGAAUUGUGACCCAAAAUAUCUUGGAAAAAUUCCAAGCUUUUGAUACAA
Molecule: messenger RNA, 3157 nt
Organism: Manihot esculenta (cassava)
Lineage: Eukaryota; Viridiplantae; Streptophyta; Magnoliopsida; Malpighiales; Euphorbiaceae
Product: probable LRR receptor-like serine/threonine-protein kinase At1g67720
Exons: 14
Coding region: 155-3031 (958 amino acids)
Biological process (GO): protein phosphorylation
Molecular function (GO): protein binding; protein kinase activity; ATP binding
Source: RefSeq, a predicted model, not a curated record